CUCCAGUUCUCACUUUCUUGCUGAUCACAAAAUUAUGAUGGAUGUCAUCCAUUUUGGGAAGCUGCUACAAGAAGACAUGACAGAUAUACAAGACAACUGAUCAGAAACCACAUAUAUGUUCAACAUGUUGAUGCCCUUAAUUUGAUGUUCUUUAAAUGAGCAAACAGCCCCUAAUAAAGAAGAUAUCUUGAAGCAAUGUUGGACCUAUGCGUGAAGAUAGCUCUACGCGAACAAACUUUCCACAAUUGCAAUUAGAGUCAAAAAAGAUUUGAUAGUGUCACUGUGCCAGUAGAGUAAUGUAAUUUUCAAUAGCAAAAUAUCAAAGAUUGAGAGUACCUAACACAUAUAAAAUACUCCAUGGAAGUAUACCUAACACCGAAAAUAAUAUGUCAUUUUGCUUAGACAUUUACCAAGCCAUAGUUUUUUACUUUUUCUUUAUGCGGAAUUAAUGAUCCACCAAACCAUGAUUGGACUUCAAGCCAAGGAGUUCAUAUGUUCAAAAUAUACCCCAUAUAUAUUUCCACUCGAUCACAUAGCAAAAUGGUAUUCUUAUACUUGCGAGCCCGCCCUUAUUCAGCCAGCCAAUCUUCCCAUAAUGACUUUCUCUGUAAUCAGAUCAAGCAGAAGCCUAGUUAGGCCAUCUGAAAAGACACCACAAGGCACACUACUUGAUCUAUCUAUCAUUGAUAGACUACCAGUUCUAAGAUGCAAUGCUCGAACGUUGCAUGUGUUUAGGCAUGGCCCUGAGGCAGCACGAGUUAUAAGAGAAGCUUUGUCCAAGGCUUUGGUUCCUUACUACCCUCUUGCUGGAAAGUUGAAAGAGUCAAGCCAAGGUCAGCUCCAAAUUGAAUGCUCUGGAGAAGGAGUGUGGUUCGUUGAGGCGUCUGCUGAUUGUACCCUUUAUGGUGUCAAUUACUUGGACGAUGAUGUUGUAUCUAUCCCACAUGAUGAGCUUCUACCUGAUCUUAUCCCAGAGAACGAAGGAAUAGACCCACUUGUGCAAUUGCAGGUGACACAAUUUGCAUGUGGUGGUUUCGUGAUAGGCCUCAUAUUCUGCCAUUGCAUAUGUGAUGGCCUAGGGGCUGCACAAUUUCUAAAUGCGAUUGGCGAGCUGGCUAGAGGUGCUGAGCAUCUAAGCACUGCACCAGUGUGGCAAAGGGACUUUUUUCCACCACCACCUGAACAAGCAAAGGUCACUCCUUUGCCAAACCUACCACCACCAAUGCCCAACUAUACACUCAACCAUGCAAAUGUAGACAUAACGCUAGAUCACAUCAACCAGCUCAAGCAAGAAUUUCGUCAAUCAACUGGACACACUUGCUCUUCUUUCGAAGUUGUAGCUGCCAAAUUUUGGAGCCGUCGAACACGGGCUAUAAACUUUAAGCAAGAUACUGAACUCAAGCUUGUGUUCUUUGCAAAUUGCCGCCAGCUCUUGAACCCUCCCUUGCCAAAAGGUUUCUAUGGCAACUGCUUCUUCCCAGUGACAAUCACAGCUUCAAGUGAGUCACUCACACAGGCAUCAAUUUCUGAUGUUGUGAAGCUGAUCCAAGAAGCGAAGGCUAAGCUCCCAACUGAGUUUGACAAGUACUUGAAGGGUGAUUCUAUCAAAGACGGUGAAGACCCAUUUGCACCACCACUUGCUUACGCCACACUAUUCAUAUCAGAGUGGGGCAGACUGGGAUUCAACCAAGUAGACUACGGGUGGGGCCCGCCAGUCCACAUUGUUCCAAUCCAAGGCUCAAGCAUCAUACCAGUUGGUAUUGUGGGGUCCUUGCCUUUGCCAAUGAAAGGCGCUCGAUUGAUGACAUGGUGUGUGGAGGAGGCUCAUCGCCAACACUUCCUCAAUCAGAUGACGACUUGACAAUAACAUGAAUCUUCCCCGAAAAUGAUCCAAAAGUAAUUAUAAUGGUUUAGACCAUUUCGAAAUCCUUGAAUCCCUUUGCUUCCUUUAGCUACAUUAGGGAUAAAUAAAACAUGAAAUCAAGGUAUUUUGUGUAAUAAAUAAUAUGCCUGGUUGGAAUUGGCGUGA
Quercus robur (English oak) is the source of this 2029-nucleotide messenger RNA. RefSeq names its product acyl transferase 4-like. NCBI's taxonomy places the organism in Eukaryota, Viridiplantae, Streptophyta, Magnoliopsida, Fagales, Fagaceae. The record is from RefSeq and is a predicted model, not a curated record. The coding region runs from base 449 to 1861 and encodes 470 amino acids. The transcript has 3 exons.